UCACAAUCUUCUUAUAAAAUCUAGACACAUUCUGCACCAAACCCUCCUCUUCUUCAUUCCUUGUCUCCUUCGCUUUGUGCCUGUGUUUCCUACAAUCAAUCAAUUAAAUAAAUCAAAAAUGGGUUGUGGGAAAUCCAAGCACGACGUUGCUUCAGGAAAUACUACUGUCCUCAAGCGCAAGAAAUCCAGUGUCAAACGUAACAAGGACCAAGAAAUUGGGGCACAAACUAAAGACGACAACAGCAGCAAUGUUAAUGAUGUGAAUCUGAAUUCUAGGGUGGAAGUACAGCAAGAUGGUGACAAGAUUGUCAACGAGGUUGUCGGAGGAAAAGUUGAUGAUGUUGACUCUGAUGGGGCGAUGAAAAGCAAAACUGGAAAUGCAAGUGUUGCAGAAGAGACAGUAUUGCAGAAAAACAAUGAUAUUGUUGCAGGUGAGAAUGUAAAUGUGGGAGAAGAAAAGGCAUUAGAGAAAAGUGAAGAAAUUGUUUCUGGUGAGAAUGCAAAGGAGGGAGAAGAAAAGGUGGUAGAGAAGAGCGAGGAAGUUGGUGUUGUUGUUAAUGAGGUUGAGAGCAAAACUGAGAGAGCAGAUAUGGAAGAAGAAGUUAAGGAAGAAGAGAAAAAGAACAAUCGAGUUGAUAGGGAAGAGGGACUUCUUCCGAAGGAAGUUUCUGAUGGGAAGUUUCAAGGUGAGGAAGACGAUGCCUUGAAGUUGUAUGAGAAUGAUCAGAAAGUGAAUGAUGCUGUUGUCGUGGAAGAGAAAAAGACUGAUGAUGGAAAAGAUGACGUCAGUGUAAAGGAAGGGAUUAUGGCCAUGGAAGAAGCCCCCAAAGACAUAACGAAUGUCCCAGCCUCUGAAGGUGAAGAGAAGGAUUUGAAAGCUGAAGAGGACCAAAAAGAAAAUCAGUCGAGCAACGAAGAUGUGAAGGCAAACUGAGAUCAAGGCUAGCUGGAGUUGACAUUCAUUGACUUGGUUCUUUCGUUUGCUUUUGUUGACCCUUCAUUGUAAUAUUUCAUUUGGUUCACUAUAAAUUGUAAUGCACGACAAAAUCUGAAACUUUCAGUUCUUCA
This is a messenger RNA of Prosopis cineraria, 1068 nucleotides long. RefSeq lists its product as uncharacterized. Lineage: Eukaryota; Viridiplantae; Streptophyta; Magnoliopsida; Fabales; Fabaceae. The transcript is spliced from 3 exons. The coding region runs from base 119 to 934 and encodes 271 amino acids. The record is from RefSeq and is a predicted model, not a curated record.